AAGUUGAAUGAUAAGAUGGUUAUUUUUCGCCUCGUUGAUCGCAGAACGUCGUUUUCCGCGAAUUUUCUAGAACUCGUUAAAGUUUUGAACAACGACAUAUCUGCGUAUACACACGUGCUCUAUCGCUCAAAGAAACUUCGGCAAAGUUGCAGUUACCUAUACAUGCGGAAAACACCGAGAGUUACGCAAUGACACGGCUAACCUCAAAGUUACUCCCGACGUUCUGCGCGCAAAGUAAAACGCAGAGAGAACGGCACCGGGAAAGAGACGAGAAGAUCCGAGCAAUAAGUAUGCAACUGACGUAAAGUAUAUGGAAAUUUGCGUUACUCUACUAUUCACCCGGCAUCGCCCUUGACAAACGUUGUUGUCGAUUGUUUAACAAAGUCCAAACAAUUCUGAUCAGUAAUGUCACAGCAGGUUAUAGAACUUCAGGACGUAAAGACGAGAGCCGACAUUAAUAAACUUUUUUUCCAACAAUGCACUCACCAUGCGCUUGAGGUUUCUUUCGGGACUUACAUCUUUGGUAUCAUUGCAAUACCAAUUGCCUUGAGGAACUUUCACAAACGUAUUCCUAUGGCUAUCGAGUACAAAAUGGCAAUAGGUGCAGUAUCUAUGAUAACGGUUUCUUACUUUGCUGGAAAUUAUGCAAAAGCUAGAUGUGAGAGAAAUUUGAAAAAGCAGCUGCACGAUCUAAAAAUGGAAGUUUAAGAUACAUUUAUUACUUUAUCCAUUAAUACUUAAUAUACAAAAUGAAUAGCAUAUUUAAGAGACUUACACCGCUUGCUAAAAGUGGUUUAUUGUUUGGCAAACAAACUGUCCAGAGAAAGACAUGGUUUAUGGCAUCCAGAUUUAGAUAUGAAGACACAUAUUUUCAUGUCGAUGAAGAGAAAGAGCUUGAAAAUCCAGAAUACAAUGAAAUAUCGAAUGAAUAUCUUGGAGCUAUUGCCAAGGGUCAUAGAACUUUUGUAAUCCAACCUUACAUUAAAUGGGGCAAAGGUAAAAAAUAUAAUACCAAUCGAGAUUUGCAGCUUGCUGAAGCUGUGGCUCUAGUUGAGACUCUGCCUCAUUGGACCGUGGUUGACAAGAUGUGUGUGCCCUUGCUGACUUUGGAAAGGGAACAACUAUUUGGAUCCGGCAGUCUUGAGAAUGUUAAAACAAGAGUUAAGUGUGGACGAAAUGUUACGGCCAUUUUUAUUAGUACAAAUACCCUAAAACAUGUACAGCUUUUGGAGCUGGAAAAAAUAUUUGGUGUACCUGUAUAUGACCGGUAUUCCCUUGUUAUACAUAUUUUUCGAUGUCAUGCCAUGAGCCCUGAGGCAAAACUUCAAGUAGCCCUUGCUGAACUUCCGUACAUUUACAAGAAAAUGAGUGAACUGUGUGGAAGGAUAAAUCUAUUGGAAAAACGCAGAUUAUAUUUGCAAGCUCGAGAGGCACAACUCAGAACGGCUUUAAAAAAACUCAAAAACAACAGAGACACGAUUCGGAAAAAAAGAAAAAAUCGUGGAUUUGCUACUGUUGCUGUUGUUGGCUACACAAAUGCUGGAAAGACAUCGCUGAUUAAAGCAUUAACUAGCGAUGAGAUGCUGAAACCAAGAAAUGUUCUAUUUGCGACACUGGACACAACAGCGCAUGAAGGAUACCUUCCUUGCAACAUGAAAGUUCUCUAUAUCGAUACCAUUGGUUUUAUUCAAGAUGUUCCAGAGACACUGAUAGAACCUUUUGUGGCCACGUUGGAUGAUGCCAUGAUUGCUGACAUCAUAGUGCACGUUUAUGAUGCAAGCCACCCUGAUAAGGAAGCGCAGAUCGAUCAUGUCCGGAAGACGUUAAAAUCGUUAACAGAUGGUAACAGGCCGUUAAUAGAGGUCGCUAACAAAUGCGAUCUAAUCGAAGCGGGAACACUCCCAGAAGAGACGUUAGGCAUUUCCGCGAAAACGACAAGCGGAAUAGAUGUGUUGCGGCACGAGAUAGAGAAGAAGGUUCUGUCGGAGACCGGCAGGUCGGUAAUAAAAAUGCGAGUUGAAUCCGGAAGCGAGGCUGCAGCUUGGCUUUACAAAGAAGCUACCGUCGUGAACGCGGAGGCUGAUCCAAAGGAUCCACAGUUCUUGUUACUCGACGUUGUUGUGACUGAAAACACUCUGCACCGUUUCCGUCGCUUCUUGAAGCAAUAAUUUGAGAUUUAAAGACACAGUGCUUUUUUAAGAGAGAACACUAAUCUAUAUAUUGUGAUAAUUCUAUAUCUGCAUGUAUAAUAGUGUAUAAUGUAUACGGUUGCAUCUACUUGAAUAUUUAUUUUUAAGAAAAUAAAGAAGUUUCAAGCUACAAUCGGGCACGAAGAGAGAAGUCGGGGCUUUGGAUAGCGAACAAUGUAAGAGUGUCAAUUUAAAUCUGCCCACUUUAGCCCCGACAGCGCUCGAUAUUCAAAGCCUCGAUCGUCAGAUUUAUCAGAAAAAAGUCCUAAAA
Messenger RNA from Nasonia vitripennis (jewel wasp), 2460 nucleotides. RefSeq names its product putative GTP-binding protein 6. The transcript has 5 exons. The coding region runs from base 750 to 2168 and encodes 472 amino acids. Lineage: Eukaryota; Metazoa; Arthropoda; Insecta; Hymenoptera; Pteromalidae. Gene Ontology annotation, cellular component: cytoplasm. Gene Ontology annotation, molecular function: GTP binding; ribosome binding. The record is from RefSeq and is a predicted model, not a curated record.